AUGUCCCUGUCGCACACGGCUGCCGAGUACAUGCUCUCUGAUGCUCUGCUCCCGGAUCCCAGCAGCUCCCGAGCCAAGGGCUUGCGGCUGGAGCUGCCAAGCGAUCGCCUGCUCAAGUUUGUCACCGUGGGGCUGCCCCUCUUCCUCGUCUCACUGGCUUUCGCCCGGGAGUUCUCUGCUGGCUCCCAGAUCAGCUGCUUCUCUCCCACCAACUUCACGGGGAAGCAGUCCGCCUACACUGACACGGCUUGCUGGGACUCCCUCAUCCACCAUGGCUUCGACGCCGAGGGACGUGCCAUCACCAAGUCCCUCUGGGCUCUCAAGGUCUUCCCCUACUCGCUGCUGGUGGUGGCGGUGCUGAUGUACCUGCCGUACCUGCUGUGGCGUUACGCUGCCGCCCCCGCCCUGCACUGCGACCUCCUCUUCAUCAUCGACGAGCUGGAUAAAUCCUACAACCGCUCCGUGCGCCUGGUGCAGCACAUGAAGAAGGUCCAGCAGGCCAGUGCCGAGCCAGAGCAAUUCUGGGAGGAGUAUGAGAGGGCCCGUCGGGAGAGGUAUUUCGAGUUCCCAUUGCUGGAGCGGUACCUGACCUGCAAGCAGCGUUCCCAUGCCCUGGUGUUCAUCUACAUCCUGCGGAACCUGCUGCUGCUUCUGUUCCUGGCUGCCACCUGCCUCUACCUGGUCUUUCUCCACCUUAACAUCUUCUUCCAGGAUGAGUUCAGCUGCUCCAUCAAAACGGGGCUGCUCCAGGAGGAGCCACACAUCCCUCCGCUCAUCCCUUGCAAGCUGGUCUUCUUCUCCGUGUUCCAGCUCAUCAGCCUCUCAGUGGGCAGUGUCUAUGUCCUCCUCAUCCCUGUUGUCAUCUACAAUGCCCUGCAGCUCUGCCAGUGGGACAAGGGACUGCUCUCUGUCUAUGAGAUGCUGCCUGCCUUUGACCUGCUCAGUCGCAGGAUGCUCACCUGUCCCCUCAACGAUCUCAACGUCAUCCUUCUCUUCCUCCGCGCCAACAUCUCUGAGCUGACCUCCUUCAGCCGCCUCAACGCCGUCAGCGCCCUGAGGGAAGCCACUGCCAACAAGGAGGACAUCGAUACUGUCAUCGAUUUCAUGACACUGCUGGCUGGGCUGGAGACCACCAAGCCCAAACACCAAGCUUGCACCCCCGAGGCCGAAGGCAGUACAGCGCUCUCCAAAGGAGCGGCCCUAGAACCAAAGCCUGGAGUGGAAACGAUGGGAAAAGCCUCACGGGACUCGCUCGGCUCUGCCUGA
Molecule: messenger RNA, 1266 nt
Organism: Pseudopodoces humilis (Tibetan ground-tit)
Lineage: Eukaryota; Metazoa; Chordata; Aves; Passeriformes; Paridae
Gene: PANX3
Product: pannexin 3
Biological process (GO): monoatomic cation transport; cell-cell signaling; positive regulation of interleukin-1 production
Cellular component (GO): plasma membrane
Molecular function (GO): wide pore channel activity
Source: RefSeq, a predicted model, not a curated record